GCAAUAAGUACUCGAUCUAUAAUUAUUGGCCGGACCUCUUGGUGAUACUAAUCUCGCAUACACAUCUGAUCGAUCAGGAUGAGCACUUCUUCCAUGGCCUUUCAAUUAGGAGCUUCUUCCUCUCUCUCAUUCUCCUCUUCUUCUUCUUCCAUUCGUAGGUGGACUCACGACGUAUUCUUGAGUUUUAGAGGUACGGAUGUUCGCAAUAACUUCAUUGCUCAUCUACACUAUGCUUUGUCUCGAAGGGGAAUCAACACUUACAUAGACAACAAUCUCAAAAAAGGAGAGGAAAUUUCGUCAGAACUUCUCAAAGCAAUUGAUGGAUCAAAGAUUUCUAUCGUUGUACUCUCUAAGAACUAUUCAGAUUCUAGAUGGUGUUUAGAUGAGCUAUUGAAGAUUCUUGAGUGCAAGUCAACGGUGAAACAAAUUGUUUUACCCCUGUUCUACGACGUAAAUCCGUCAGAUGUACGACAUCAAAAAGGAAGUUUUGGAAAAGCAUUUGCUAGACUUAGAUCUGCUAUUAAUGAUGAAGUAAAGGUUACACUGUGGGAGACAGCUUUAAAAAAAGUAGGCAGUUUGGCCGGCGUCGUAUUAGGGGACAGCAAUGAAGCAGACUUUAUUUUGGACAUCAUUACAUGGGUGGACUCGAUAAUGGUAAAUCGUACAUCUCUUAAUGUUGCUAAGUAUCCGGUUGGAAUGGAGUCUCGUGUACGAGACAUUUAUCAACAUUUAAGCUUGGAAAGAAAUGACAUUACAUGCAUGGUAGGAAUAUGCGGAACCGGUGGAAUUGGUAAGACAACUAUUUCAAAAGAGAUAUAUAAUAGGAUUUUUCAUCAAUUUGAAGGAAGUUGUUUCUUGAAAAACAUUAGAGAAUCUUCAACAACAGGAGGUUUGAUUCAGCUACAAAAUACACUUCUUUAUAAGAUUUUGGGAGAAAAUUUGGAUGUUCGUGAUUGUGAUAGAGGCAUAAAUGUGAUCAGUCAUAGACUUCACUCUAAAAGGGUUCUCCUAAUUCUAGAUGAUGUGGAUGAGUUGAAACAACUAGAAACAUUAGCUGGAGAUCGUAAAUGGUUUGGUCCAGGAAGCAGAAUCAUCGUAACAACAAGAGAUCAACAUUUAUUAAAUAUCUCUAAAUUUGAUUCAACAUACAAGAUGAAGAUUUUGGCAGACAAUGAAGCUCGUAAGCUCUUUAGCUUGCAUGCUUUUGAGAAAGAAGAACCACUUGACAGUUAUGCAAAAGUCUUUGAACAAGUAAUGCAAUAUGCUCAAGGUCUUCCACUAGCUUUAACAGUGUUGGGUUCAAAUCUAAAAGGUCAAACCAUUUGUCAAUGGGAAAGUGCAUUGGUUAAAUAUAAAAACAUCCCCCACCCAAAUAUUCAGAGAGUACUUCAAGUUAGUUAUGAUGGACUGGAAACACAUGAGAAGGACAUGUUUCUUGAUAUUGCAUGUUUCUUCAAAGGAGAACCUUUGGCUGAUGUCAUUAAAAUAUUUGAGAGUUAUGAUUUUUUCCCAAGUCAUGGUAUCCAAAGGCUCAAGGAAAAGUGUCUUAUUACAGUUGAAGGGUAUGGUGAUGAAUAUGUUUGGAUGCAUGACUUGCUACAAGAUAUGGGUCGAGAAAUUGAACGAGAAAAAUCAACCAAAGAUCCUAGGAAACGCAGCAAAUUGUGGUUUCACAAGGAUGUUCGUAAAGUGUUGGAAGAAGAUCAUAAGGGGCCAAACGAAAUUGAAGGCAUAGUAAUAGAUUUACCUGAAGGCAAUGAGGAGAUAAGCUUGCAUCCAAAAGCAUUUCGACGAAUGGAAAGACUGAGAGUCUUUAUAAAUCGUAAUGCACGUUUUUCUUGUGCACUAAAAUAUCUCUCUGACGAGUUAAGAGUCCUUGAUUGGUAUAACUAUCCUUUAGAAUAUUUGCCACAAAAAUUUCGAGGGAAGAAUCUCGUUGUGUUUAGAAUGCGUGAUAGCAUCAUCAAGGAAUUAGGGAACGUAUUCAGGCCCAAGAAUUUGAGGACCAUGGCUUUCUGUAGUUACUUAACAGAAAUUCCAGAUCUUUCAAGCACCCCUAAUUUGAAGAAAUUGACUGUCAUAUUUUGUAACAAUGUAGUUAAGGUGCAUGAUUCCAUUGGAUCCCUAGAGAAGCUUUCUAAUCUGAGUUUUUUUGGAUGCUCUAAACUCCAAAUUCUUCCAAGAAGCCUUAAGUUGAGAUCUUUACGUAAGCUUAAUCUUGCAAAUUGCUCAAGCCUUCGUGAUCUUUCUGAAAUCGAGUGUAAAAUAGAAGCUUUACAUACAUUGGAUCUAUCUCACACUGCAGUAGAAGAACUACCUUUAUCCAUUGGGAACAUUGUUGGACUUAAGAUAAUAGUUCUACGUAAUUGCAAAAACCUUAUGCGUCUCCCAAUUGCUUUGAUCCAGUUGCAAUAUUUAUUCCAUCUUCAUUUUCAUGGUGUUACAAAUUUUGUAAAGAAGAUGAUGAGGGAUGAUGGACAAUCCCUUGAUCUGCCUAAUGAUUCUACAACAAUGGAAGGCAAUAUAUCAAAUUCAAGCACUGCAUUACAAGUAUCGAAUCUUCAAAUUAGUUGUUCCCAUUCAGAAUCAAAUUUCUUUCCACUAUAUUGUUUCUUUACCAUGUUUAAUUCCUCGACCAGCUUGAAAAUGUUAAAUUUAGGGGAGACUGAUAUUGUUAGCCUUCCCACGAGCAUCAAAGGAUUUGUUACACUAACUUGGCUUUGCUUGGAAAAUUGUCAUAAACUCGAAGAAAUAGCAGAGCUUCCUCCAAAUAUAGUAGAAGUAGAUGUUAGUGGAUGCAAGUCACUAGAAAGAUUUUCGGAAGUAUCAAAAAUAUUGGAAUUCAAUGGAAGCCACAUCAGAUCUUUACUUCACAUUGAUAUGCGUGGUUGCCACAAAAUGCAUGAGAAUAUAUGGAAUGAUAAAGUGCAAAAUCCUUUAUUGUGGAAGGGACUCUAUCAUUACGACGCUGCUUUGUUUCCGGAAAAUCAGAUUCCAGACUGGUUCAGAUAUGUUCAUAAGUUUUUAGAUAAUGAGAUGGAGAAAGGGCCUGAUGAUGAUGCCCGACGGAGGGGAACAGAAGAAUGGGCAAUAGAUAUUGAGGGGCCACACUAUUUGGAGGAUAUUAGUGGAAUUGUAUUGUAUGUCGUACAGUUUUUCAAUGAUGCUCGUAUGUCGAACACAAUUAUUGGUGAUGUUAAGAUUACCAAUAAGGGCUCAAAUCAUGUAUGCGGUGUUCAGAAAGGGGUAGAAUUGGCUAAUAUGGAUUGGAUGAACGAGGGAGGAACUGGAUGUGAUGUAUGGGUGGGGUACUCCAAUUUACAACCUUUUGAACAAAAGGUUUUGGACAACUUGCAAGUCCAAUUUUGUUUCCGUGCUCAUUAUCCCUCAUCUAAUGUAGAUCCGGUGCCGUUUUAUACAAGUUGUAGAGCCAAGGUGGUAUACAAGAAUGAAACGAGAGCAAACAGAAAAAGAAAAAUGGAUGAAGCCAAUGUUCCAAACAGUCCUCAACAGCAAUUGACUUAAUGAUAACCCAAAUCAGGUGGAGACGUACGAUGAUUCAAAGGACCCUGCCUUUUUUUGGCCAUUGCCCUAUUUUAAGGCCCAUAAAAUAUGAAAUAUGAUGUUUAAGACCUAAUUUUAGUCCUUGCCAAUGAAAUAAAGGUGGCCAUUUGGUUACUAUUUGAUGUUAAAAUUCCUUUAAUC
Molecule: messenger RNA, 3705 nt
Organism: Carya illinoinensis
Lineage: Eukaryota; Viridiplantae; Streptophyta; Magnoliopsida; Fagales; Juglandaceae
Product: disease resistance protein RUN1-like
Exons: 6
Coding region: 79-3525 (1148 amino acids)
Biological process (GO): defense response; signal transduction
Molecular function (GO): ADP binding
Source: RefSeq, a predicted model, not a curated record